Molecule: messenger RNA, 1168 nt
Organism: Malaya genurostris
Lineage: Eukaryota; Metazoa; Arthropoda; Insecta; Diptera; Culicidae
Gene: PIG-K
Product: putative GPI-anchor transamidase
Exons: 4
Coding region: 66-1118 (350 amino acids)
Biological process (GO): attachment of GPI anchor to protein; protein localization to cell surface; proteolysis
Cellular component (GO): GPI-anchor transamidase complex
Molecular function (GO): GPI-anchor transamidase activity
Source: RefSeq, a predicted model, not a curated record
GUUCACGUCGACUUAUCAUUAUACAAAUUGUCACUAAGACUGAUCAGAGUUAUUGACAGUUCAAAAUGCUGGAAAUUUGCCAUAUUUGGAAAUUAGCUGUGAUAAUUCCUAUUUUAAUUUUUUGUGCUUUUUGUGCUGGCAAUGAAAUUGAACUUCCGAAAGAUUUUGUUGCAAGCAGUUCGCACACCAACAAUUGGGCUGUACUGGUUGAUACGUCCAGAUUUUGGUUUAACUACCGGCACAUCGCAAAUGUACUGUCUGUCUACCGUUCUGUCAAACGGCUUGGUAUUCCGGAUAGUCAGAUACUCUUAAUGAUUGCCGAUGACAUGGCUUGCAAUCCACGAAAUCCUCGUCCAGCUACGGUGUUCAACAAUGCUAAUCAACAUAUUAAUGUUUACGGAGCAGAUGUGGAGGUUGACUACCGAGGUUACGAAGUUACGGUAGAAAAUUUUGUUCGUUUGCUGACUGGUAGAAAUGAAAAUGGCACGGCAAGAUCGAAACGAUUGCUCACAGACGCAGGAAGCAAUGUAUUGAUUUAUCUAACCGGUCACGGAGGAGACGGAUUUCUGAAAUUUCAAGACUCGGAAGAGAUAACUAAUCAAGAACUGGCCGAUGCAAUUGAGCAGAUGUGGCAGAAGCAACGAUACAAUGAAUUAUUUUUCAUGAUUGAUACAUGUCAAGCGGCCUCAAUGUAUGAAAAAUUCUAUUCGCCUAAUAUUUUAGCAGUAGCUAGUAGUCUAGUGGGAGAAGAUUCACUAUCACAUCAUGUAGAUCCCGCCAUCGGGGUUUAUAUAAUUGAUCGAUACACCUACUACGCACUGGAAUUUUUAGAAGGAGUGCAGGUUAAUAGUAAGAAAACUAUGGGAGAAUUCUUGUCCGUUUGCCCGAAACGCGUUUGUAUUUCAACGGUUGGUGUUCGGAAAGAUCUGUACCCGAAGGAUCCUUAUAAAGUACCAAUAACAGAUUUUUUCGGAUCCAUCAGGCCUACUGAAAUAUCAGCAGGCGUAAUGAAUGUUACAUUAUCAACAAUUCCAUACGAUCAAUUCGAACGAAAAACAAUUAGCAGGCCUAUUCCAGCGUUGUUCUACGAACAGUUUCCUAGUCAAUUGUUUUUGUAAGGUUCAUUUGUGUUAGGCAGAGGAAGUAUUAAAAAACUUAACAACAAAAA